Molecule: messenger RNA, 3011 nt
Organism: Quercus lobata
Lineage: Eukaryota; Viridiplantae; Streptophyta; Magnoliopsida; Fagales; Fagaceae
Exons: 3
Coding region: 173-2890 (905 amino acids)
Molecular function (GO): zinc ion binding; protein binding
Source: RefSeq, a predicted model, not a curated record
AUCAAAUUUCUGUUCCAACACUAGCCCCAUCUUUUACACUUACUUUUCCAACACACCCUUGCCCUUCGAUUCUCGUACCUUUUCACUCUUUUUCUCUAAUUUCCGAAAAGCCCCAAAUUCUAGGGUUUCCAUCAACCUCAAAGUCCCUGCAACACCAUUUCUGUUCAUUGCAAUGGCAAGGGGAAAGCUUAUAUUAAUUUGCCAAUCUGGUGGUGAGUUUGUCACAAAUGAGGAUGGAUCAAUGUCAUAUACUGGAGGAGAAGCACACGCUGUAGAUAUCAAUCGUGAAACCUUAUUUGAUGAUCUGAAAUUAAAAUUAGCUGAAAUGUGGAAUUUGGAAUAUAAAUCCCUAUCCAUCAAGUAUUUUCUCCCUGGAAACAAGCAAACUCUAAUCACUUUAUCUAAUGACAAAGACCUCAAAAGGAUGUAUGACUUUCAUGGGAGUUCAGUAACUGCUGAUGUUUUUGCCAUGGGGAGAACUGGUUUUGAUCGUGAAGCCUUGAACAAUGGUAACAGGGCAUGUGGGAUAAAACUAGCUGAAACUGUAACCCCUAUUGCUGCCUGUACUACCUCCGCAGCUGCAUGUCAUGCUGCUACUGCUACCCCUGUUGCAACAUAUACAACUGCAGCACCCAGUAAUGCUAAUUCCUCCACGAGUCCUGAAGCUAUCACCCCACUUGCUGCAGUCCCUCUUCCUGGAGGAACACCUGCUGAUUCUGUUAGAUCUGUCAAAGCAACUGCAAAAAGUCCUACUGGGGCGAUCAUUAAUUCAAACCUUUCUUCUGCCUAUACUGCCACUGAGAAUCUGGAUGCUGCUAAUUCUAGUCCUUCUGGUUCCGUUGCUGUUGCCACUGAUGCAACUGCCCAUGACCCAACCAUAAUUGACAUGUGCUCUACACCCGCUGAUACUGUUAAGAAACGUAGGCGAACUGCAUCCUGGAAAAUUGGUGCAAAUGGUCCUGCCAUUGUCGCUGUCACUGACUAUGUUGAGGAAAAAAGGAAAAUUACCUCUAGAAAAAAGAAUAUCCAAAAUCUCAGCAUUGCAGUAGUAGCUGAUGAUUUGAAGCAACAAGGAGAUAUAGUACCCUGUGAAGAUGAUUCCAACAGUUCACUUUUUCUUGCUAGUUCAAAUGAUGUUCCACCAGACAAACUAGUUGAAUCUUGGAAAGCUGGUAUUGUUGGUGUAGGUCAGGAGUUCAAAAGUGUGAAGGAAUUUCGUGAUGCACUGCAGAAAUAUGCUAUUGCGCAUCGUUUUAUGUACAGGUUGAAGAAGAAUGAUACUAAUCGUGCAAGUGGCAUAUGUGCAGCACAAGGCUGUUCUUGGAGGAUUCAUGCAUCCUGGGACUCAUCUUCACAAUCAUUCAGGAUAAAAAAGAUGAAUAAAUCACAUACAUGUGGAGGGGAGUCGUGGAAGUCAGCUCAUCCAUCAAAGAAUUGGUUGGUGAGUAUCAUUAAGGAAAAAUUACGAGAUAACCCACAUCACAAACCAAAGGAAAUCGCUAACAGCAUUCUUAAGGACUUUGGAAUUGAGCUGAAUUAUACUCAAGUAUGGCGCGGAAUUGAGGAUGCCAGGGAGCAACUUCUGGGUUCGUAUAAAGAGGCAUAUAAUCAGUUGCCUGAGCUUUGUGAGAAGAUGGCGGAGGCAAAUGCUGGUAGUUUUGUUAAGCUUUGCACUGCUGAAGAUAAAAGAUUUCAGCGUCUUUUUAUAUCAUUUCAUGCCUCAAUAUAUGGUUUUGAGAAUGGUUGUCGCCCCCUUCUUUUCCUUGACACUACAUCUUUAAAAUCAAAGUACCAUGAGAUUCUGUUGACAGCUACUGCAUUGGAUGGGGAUGAUGGUAUUUUCCCUGUUGCAUUUGCUAUAGUAGAUUCCGAAAAUGAUGAUAAUUGGCAGUGGUUUUUGGAGCAGUUGAGAUCUGCAAUAUCAACUUCACGAUCCAUAACUUUUGUCUCUGACAGAGAGAAGGGUUUAAAGAAGGUAGUACUUGCAGUAUUUCACGAUGCUGGUUAUGGUUACUCAAUUUACCACCUUAUGGAAAGCUUCAAGAAAAACUUGAAAGGCCCAUUUCAUGGAGAUGGAAGGGGUUCUUUGCCUGGCACUUUUGUUGCUGCUGCCCAAGCAGUCCGACUUGAUGGUUUUAGAAUGUGUACUGAGCAAAUUAAACGGGUUUCUUCAAAAGCAUAUGAUUGGGUCAUGCAAAUUGAGCCAGAAUAUUGGACGAAUGCAGCAUUUAAAGCUGAGCGCUAUAAUCAUAUUACAGUAAAUGUUGCUGAGUUAUUUACCAACUGGAUAGACGAAGUGCGGGAGUUACCCAUAAUACAGAAGAUAGAAGUGCUAAGGAGUAAGAUGAUGGAGUUGCUUCAUACUCGUCAAAUUGAAGCAAGUAGGUGGUCUACAAAACUUACUCCAUCCAAGGAGGACAAAUUACAUGAAAAAACUCCUAAAGCAAAUGGCCUUAAAGUCUUAAUCUCAUCUGAUACCCUAUUUGAGGUUCACGAUGAUUUAAUUAAUGUUGUGGAUAUUGAUAAAUGGGAGUGUAGUUGUCUAGGAUGGAAAGCAACUGGGCUACCUUGCCACCAUGCUAUUGCUGUCUUUAAUUCUACAGGUAGGAAUGUGUAUGAUUAUUGUUCAGGGUACUUCACAGCUGAUAGCUUCCGUCUAACUUAUUCUGAAUCCAUAAACCCUGUAUCUGCUAUUCCCAAGCCUUUGAGUGAUGGAAAAACUGCCUUAGAUUCUCCGCAAGUACUUCCUCCUUGCACCUCCCGGCCGCCAAGCCAACAUAGAGAGCCUACCAGUACCAAACCUGAGGGAGAGUCCAACAAAAGGCCAGUUUCUUGCACUAGAUGCAAGGAACUGGGACAUAAUAAAUCUACAUGCAAGGCAGACUUAUAGUUCUUGUGUACUUCCUUUAGUAGGUAUGACACUGUACAUUGGUAAUAAUGUCAUUACUGUUUUCUAACAUUGUCUCAAGCCAGUCUGUUUGAUUAUCGAUAGUUUCUUAUGUUCUUAGUUU